AUGUCUUGGUUAGAGCGCGUUUCCGACGAAUACAGUCGUGUAGUGCAUCCGCCAUUAGUGCUGAUUUUGUGCAUUUCUGGAUCAGUCGGACAUCUAGUAUCGAUUACCACCUUGACAUCGAUGAUGAAUCCGACUAACGCCUUUCUAAUAAGCAUGUCAUGCUCACAACUCGCGUUAUGUGCUAAUUUCCUCUAUUCGACUUUGUUCAAAUGGGCAUCGGACGAAUUAUGUAUACCGCUUUUCUUUUCCUAUUAUAUGGUUAAAACAAUGCAUAUUUCUGUCACAUUAUCGGUUCUCGUACACAUGGUAUUCCAUGUUGUUGCUCUUUCAAUUAUUCGAUGUUGUUCAUUAUCAAGAUUGGCGAAUAUUAACUCAUCGCAGCAAUGGUUUACCUAUCAGAAAUGUCGAAUAGCACUGGUGAUUAUCUUCGUUAGUGUCGCCGUUAUCGGUAUCCCGUUACAUUUCACAUCAAAAGUGGUUAUGGUGGAUGAAAACGAGAGCUGCGCAGUUCGUUAUCCGGUGCUACGUAACGCCACUGCGUACCAGUUACAGUUCUCGUCUUUUCCGUACUUGCAUACACUGAACUUUUGGUUGUUCAACUUCUGCUCUAAAAUCAUUCCAUCGAUUAUCUUAUGUGUGAUGACGUUUCUUAUUCUUAAUCAGUUGAAGCAAAUUCAACAACUGAGUGCUCGAUUUAUGAACGUCAAACGAGACAAACAACAUCAACAAACAACAAAAAUGAUUUUGAUUAUUAUGUUCGUCUUUAUCAUCGUUGAGCUACCACAAGGUCUACUAGCUGUAUUGUCUACAGUAACCGAUCUUCAGUUAAUCGCCGCCUUAGGUGAUUUCACAGAAAUGAUCACCUUACUGACGUCAUGUGUUAUUUUUGCAUUAUUCUGUCUAAUGAAUGGUAAAAUUCGAUCAGCCUUCAUGGAGGCGCCUUGUCUUCGAUGGUUAGAGAAGUGGGUACGAACAAUUAUCGAACGUAGGUUCGUUCCUUUAUCACAUUGCUUAAGAACUUUUAUUAUAUGUUAUGAUAAAAACACAAACUUUACUUAUUUCCAAGCCCCUCAACUCGUUUUGUAG
Molecule: messenger RNA, 1086 nt
Organism: Angiostrongylus costaricensis
Lineage: Eukaryota; Metazoa; Nematoda; Chromadorea; Rhabditida; Metastrongylidae
Source: the annotation of a GenBank genome assembly